AUGUCUGUACGACGAGCCACAGACAAAGCCAAGUAUAGUAUGCAGCCUGAAAUGGCUUACGAUUAUUUUACCACACAUCUACCUGGAUCCAUAGCCUUUGAAGACCCAUAUCAUCGUGGCUAUAACGGUGUAUUCGGGCCAGACAUCGAACGGGUCGUCUUAUGGCUCGGGCCCGAUAGCUCAAGCAAGGCCCUGGGUAACUCGGCUGAAGAAGAUGAAGAUCUGCCGGAGCUUCUUUCCUACGGAGAGAUCCCCGUCCAUCAACUAGCCAACGCCGAGGAUUUUCGGAACGAGUUUUUUGAGGUUAAGAAGAGCAGUCUUGGAGGCAAUGGGGCGUUCGCCACAAGGGACCUCAAACAGGGAGAGCUCAUCCACGUCGAGCGGCCUUGCCUCGAGGCGAUCCCCGAGACACUGUCCAAGAAGCUUGACCAACUAGCCCCAGAGCUGAAGGCCGCGUUUUUUCGAAUGCAUGCGCACAAGCGAUACGCCGAUCACGAUGAGCAGCAAUCCAUCUUCCAUACGAAUAGUUUCAUUGCAAAUGGAGUUUCGUGCCUCUACCUCAUCACAUCGCGCUUCAACCACGCGUGUAGCCCCCUCCAUACGGUUCAGUACCAGCUGAGGGCAAACAACGUCAUAGAGCUGCGCAUGAGAAAGGACGUCCCCGCAGGAACGGAGCUUACGAUAUCGUACGGCCCGCUUACGCCACGGAACCUUUACAUGACCUGGGGUUUCCGCUGUGGCUGCGGCGGCUGCAAGCCUCUUACGGACGAAGAGGUCGCCCAGAUCGAUAGCGCUAUCCAGGAGGAGGAGGAGGAUCCUUUUUAUUAA
This is a messenger RNA of Hypoxylon fragiforme, 828 nucleotides long. RefSeq lists its product as uncharacterized. Lineage: Eukaryota; Fungi; Ascomycota; Sordariomycetes; Xylariales; Hypoxylaceae. The transcript has 2 exons. The coding region runs from base 1 to 828 and encodes 275 amino acids. Gene Ontology annotation, molecular function: protein binding. The record is from RefSeq and is a predicted model, not a curated record.